This is a messenger RNA of Fraxinus pennsylvanica, 807 nucleotides long. The record is from the annotation of a GenBank genome assembly. NCBI's taxonomy places the organism in Eukaryota, Viridiplantae, Streptophyta, Magnoliopsida, Lamiales, Oleaceae.
AUGGAUUCUGAUCAAGGAAAGCUUUUUAUUGGAGGGAUAUCAUGGGAGACAGAUGAGGAAAAGCUCAAGGAGUAUUUUCAAGGGUAUGGUGAGGUUUUGCAGACUGUGGUGAUGAGAGAUAAGAUCUCAGGAAAACCUAGAGGAUUUGGGUUUGUUGUAUUUUCAGAUCCGAACAUUUUGGAUAGGGUUCUUCAAGAGAGACAUGUUAUUGAUGGCCGCCCGGUCGAGGCUAAAAGAGCCUUAUCAAGAGAGGAACAACAAGUUUCAAAAGGUGGAAACUCUAAUACUUCUAGAAACUUUGGAGGUGUUGGGAAUACUAGGACCAAGAAGAUAUUUGUUGGGGGAUUGCCACCAAUUCUUUCUGAAGAUGGAUUCCGUCAUUAUUUUGAAGCUUAUGGCACUGUAACUGAUGUAGUAAUAAUGUAUGAUCAGCAGACAAACCGACCUCGUGGAUUUGGGUUUAUUUCAUUUGAUUCUGAGGACGCAGUAGAUAGGGUUUUACACAAGACUUUUCACGAUCUAAAUGGUAAGCAAGUGGAAGUGAAGCGUGCUCUUCCAAAAGAUGCCAAUCCUGGUGGGAGUGGCCGUUCUAUGGGUGGUGGGACAGGUGGAGGCACUGUUGGAGGUUAUCAGGGGUAUGGUUCUUCUGUUGUAGAUAGUCCACAAGUAAUUUAUGGCAUUCUUAAUUGCAUUUCAAAGCUUCCUAGGACUCAUCUAACUGUACCUCGUGCUAUUAGUUGGGCUAUUUGUGACAUCUUGGAGUGGAUAGACAUUGGUUCUAAACUGGAUCAACUUGAUGCUGUAUAG